AUGCCCUCCCCACAAUCCAGGGGCUGCCAAGCACAAGGUGGAGGUGUUAGCAGUGGCUAUACGGUGGGCCAGCUACAGGAGGCUCUGGAGGAACUCACAGAGGUGCCUGUCAGUGCUCAGAAACUCAUCUUCCAGGGCAAGACUCUACGAGAUGAGUCCAAGACACUAAGUGGCCUGAGCAUGAAACAAGACAGCAAACUCAUCCUCCUGGGCAGGAAGGCAAGUGAAAGAGUCUUGAAGACAUACACGGAUGAUCAGGAAGAGCAGUUACGUCCAAUCACAGCCGUACUAAAGACAGUGGACAGUGUGAAGAAAAAACUGGAUGCCAUUUCUGAAGAGAUUGAGGGAAUUGAAAAGGGGUUUGUACAGCGAGAACUGGUGGGGGAAGCAUGUCGAGGUCUGCACAAGAGAUGUGUGGCUGCCACUGAGCUACUCAUGCGGAGUAUGGAGGCACUGGACAGCAUAGUGAGACACUAA
Molecule: messenger RNA, 477 nt
Organism: Geodia barretti
Lineage: Eukaryota; Metazoa; Porifera; Demospongiae; Tetractinellida; Geodiidae
Source: the annotation of a GenBank genome assembly